CCCCUAUUUCACUCGUAGACUCAGUAGAGACUAGAGGCUUCGAGAGUCUGUGCUCUGCGAGACCCUAGCUGCUAAGCGCGCUUGCUCUGAGGUACAGCCAUGGGGAUUCUUUCUUGGUGGAGAGGCAAAGAGGCUCCCACGGUGGACACCAAGCCAAAAUCCGCUUCAAAAUCUGAAAAUCCAGCAGAGAAAUCAGAAACGCUGGGAAUGAACGGAGCGAUGGAGGUUCCUCGGCCGUCUGAUGUCACUGUUUUCGAGUUCGGUUCCGCCGUAGCUUCGGCAGAUAAGGUGACGCUUGCAGGGUAUUGCCCUGUUUCCGAAGAACUCGAGCCGUGCCGUUGGGAAAUAUUGCCUGCUACUGGCACCAAUGCUCCUCAGUUUCGGGUAGUUUUCUGAUAAUUUUGUAUACUUAUUAGUUUAUUUAUGUGGAAAAAUGUAAUGGAUGACCAUGGAAACUUGAGAAUGUCAGAAUUUUGAUAAAAGGAUUUUCUUUGUUUGAUCUUCCUUUUGAAAUUCUCUGAUUAUUGGAUUUGUUUAGGGUUUUUAUUUU
Molecule: messenger RNA, 550 nt
Organism: Telopea speciosissima
Lineage: Eukaryota; Viridiplantae; Streptophyta; Magnoliopsida; Proteales; Proteaceae
Exons: 1
Coding region: 100-396 (98 amino acids)
Source: RefSeq, a predicted model, not a curated record